Prosopis cineraria is the source of this 576-nucleotide messenger RNA. RefSeq names its product late embryogenesis abundant protein At1g64065-like. The coding region runs from base 1 to 576 and encodes 191 amino acids. NCBI's taxonomy places the organism in Eukaryota, Viridiplantae, Streptophyta, Magnoliopsida, Fabales, Fabaceae. The transcript has a single exon. Gene Ontology annotation, cellular component: plasma membrane. The record is from RefSeq and is a predicted model, not a curated record.
AUGGCUUGUGUAAUACGGUGUUCCAGAGGCCAAAAAAUAUGUUGUGCAGUGACAACCAUUGUUAUAAUUCUCCUGCUGGUGACACUGGUCGUCUUGUUCCUCACAGUCUUCAAGCCUAAAGACCCCAUAAUCAUCAUACAACCAGUGAAGCUUGAAAGGUUGGAUUCUGUAUUUUUCCCUGUUAUAGAACUCAAUGUGACAUUAGGCAUAGUGGCCACAGUGAAGAAUCGAAACCAUGGAAGCUUUACUUACCAGGACAGUACAGCUUCUGUUAACUAUCGAGGGAAUUUGGUAGGUGAAGCUCCAAUCAAUGGAGACACAGUUCCAGAUCAUGGAGAGCUGAACGUGAGAACAAGUUUGACUUUGCAGGUGGAUGAAUUGUUGAAGAAUAAGAAUUUUCUUGAUGAUUUCAAUAGUGGGGUUGUGAAUUUAACAUCAUCCAACACUUUACAAGGUGAAGUUAAGAUCUUGAAGCUCUUCAAGAAGGAAGCCACAAGCUUGAGCAACUGUGAUAUAUCUGUGUUCAUCAAGAACAAGACUAUUAACUCUACCUGCCAAAAUACAUUGAAAUUCUGA